AUGUAUAGACAUGAAUAUUACAAGCUGCGCUAUGUACUCGAAGUGUUAAAUAUCUUUGGAAAACCCGGUCUGUCAGAGAUAGAAUUUUGCGGCCCCGGUUUUAAUGCGACUAUGCUUUCCGAAAUUUUAAGAAACUCAUCUUUAGAAGUGAAGGAAACCCCACCGUUAUUUCAGGAAAUCGAUGAAAACUUCUACUCUUAUUCAUGUUUCCUACGAUCCUAUCAGAAAUAUGAACAACUGUCUCCACAACAUGCACAUAUUAUAGACACUAUUGUGAUUGGUAAAGCGCACGUUACACCAAAUUUUCGUUGCUAUAUUUGGUUUGAAAAUGAUUUAAAACCAAAAUCAGGAAGAUUUAACUACAAAAUUUUGUCUGAACCCAUGAAUAAUUUCCGACUGUAUGUGUUUGAAUGUUCUAUGAACAAAAACUUCGGUAAACCAAAGGGAGUGAGUUUCUUUAUCAAUGAUUAUAAUGUGAAUCCUAUUCAUGCACCUAUCAAUCGCUUGAUCCAGGUUAACACUAAAAGAAAGGUGAGGCAGAGGAGUAAUAUAAGAUUUGUGAAUACAAUUGUUCCAGCUGUAUGUGUUAUUCCAAAUCAAAUUCCAAUUGUAUCAAGGGAUGCUUUUAUAGAGUUUCUAGUAUUCCAUCAUUUAGUUGGUGUUGAUUAUUUCACUAUAUAUGACAGUAUGAUAUCAGAGGAUGUAAUAAGGCGACUGAAUUUAUUCCCUCCAGACAUUACCCAGUGGAGUAUACAAUUCUAUCCACUAAAUUAUCCAUUCAUAUUCUCAAAAUCAUACGAAAUUGUAAGAAAAGCUAUAGAAUUAGAUUGCAUUUUCCGUCAUUUUAGAUAUGAUAAGGAAGAAUCAAACAAAGUAAGUCACCUUGCUGUUUUGGCCUGGGAUGAAUUUUUAGUACCUAGAAUACAUACCACUGUUCAGGCUCUUCUAAGAGAUUACGAUCCGAUGAUGACAAUACAAACAUCAACUGUAGACAGCUUUCUCUUCUGUUUGAACCAAAAUGAUGAUGAUAAUGCAGAUAUUAGAUACCCAGAUAUCAUGAAGAAAACACAUUACUAUAAUGUUCCACAUGUAAAAGUACCGAUUAUGAUCAGAAACUUGGACACAAUGAUAGCAUUUGAUGAUAUAUUCAACUUAACCGCAAAUGCAAAGAGUAUUUCAACGGAUAUGUUGGGAGUGCAUAAGUAUACAGUGUGCAGUGAUCCGAAAAAGUUUAAUUUGAAUGGCUACAACGAGACCGAAAUGCAAGUAUUCCAGCAUAAGUUUGAAGGCGCUAUGUUAAAGUUUGGAGAUAGAAUUGUCAGUGAUAAAAUCUAUAGGUUGUAUAGAUCAGGACAAAUAUGGGAAAAGAAUAGCAAUGAAAAUGUACGAGAUAUGUUGUAA
This is a messenger RNA of Leptosia nina, 1401 nucleotides long. Lineage: Eukaryota; Metazoa; Arthropoda; Insecta; Lepidoptera; Pieridae. The record is from the annotation of a GenBank genome assembly.